Salvia splendens (bonfire salvia) is the source of this 1042-nucleotide messenger RNA. RefSeq names its product CASP-like protein 5B1. The coding region runs from base 330 to 794 and encodes 154 amino acids. NCBI's taxonomy places the organism in Eukaryota, Viridiplantae, Streptophyta, Magnoliopsida, Lamiales, Lamiaceae. Gene Ontology annotation, cellular component: membrane. The record is from RefSeq and is a predicted model, not a curated record. The transcript has 4 exons.
AAAGAGUCCACCACUGGAAUUAAAAUCAUAAGAAAUGGCGACAAAUAUACCUUUUUUGUCCUUUUUUUUCACAUUUUCAGAGCUCCUUUUCUACUUCAGUUGGUGAGGUUGGUAAAGGAUCCAAGCAGAUGAAUCGAGUGAUGAGAUUCAGAUAACAAAAUUAGACCUUCUUCUUCGGCGAAUCACUCUUUUCAACAAUUCACACACAAAAUAUGGCUGAAUAUGAGCUGAAUUUAUAGAUAUCGGUAUUCGAAAGGCCGAGAAAAGUGAGAGAAUAUUAAUGGUUUCUUCAAAAGGUAAUAUACAUAUAUAUACAGAGAGAUAGAGAUAUGAAGGAGCUGUUUGGAAGCCCAGGGAGAAAAAGUGGGCUGAUAUUGAGGAUUGGGCAGUGUGUGUCAGCAGCUGCUUCAAUUGGGGUCAUGGCCUCUGCUUCUGGCUUCUCAACUGCUACUGCCUUUUGCUACUUGAUUGCAUCGAUGGGGCUUCAGGUUUUGUGGAGCUUUGGACUCAUGUGCCUAGAUGUACAUGCUUUGAGGUUCAACAAGGACCUGCAUACCAACAUCAUUGUGAGCCUGUUUGUCGUCGGUGACUGGGUGACUGCUACUCUAUCUCUUGCAGCUGCUUGCUCCUCGGCCGGUGUUAUGAUGCUCUUCAUUAGAGAUACAAGUAUCUGCAAUGAUGAUUUGAAUUUGUCAUGCGAUAUGAUCCAGAUAUCCAUAGCUUUUGCUUUUGCGUCGUGGUUUCUUCUUGCCAUAUCUUCUUAUAUCAUGUUUUGGCUUGUGGCAUCAAUCUAGGCAGUUUCUCUUUGACACCCAUCAUCACCAUGACCGGAUGCUCGUAGUGUCAGUGUGUAUAUUGUCAAUUUUGGAAAGAGCUUUGUAAGAAGCAAUUCACAUUUUCUUUUCUUUGCUUUUUUACCAUUUGUGAACCUCAAACCUUCCCUGAUGAUUAGGGGAGAGAUUCGUUUGUAAGGUCAAAUAUUGAGUAAUUCUUGGGCUAUAUAUAUCAGAUCUGAAGCUUCACCUCCAUGGGAUUUAUGGAA